Molecule: messenger RNA, 2363 nt
Organism: Nanorana parkeri
Lineage: Eukaryota; Metazoa; Chordata; Amphibia; Anura; Dicroglossidae
Product: toll-like receptor 6
Exons: 1
Coding region: 3-2363 (786 amino acids)
Biological process (GO): inflammatory response; cellular response to bacterial lipopeptide; toll-like receptor signaling pathway
Cellular component (GO): membrane
Molecular function (GO): lipopeptide binding; transmembrane signaling receptor activity; Toll-like receptor 2 binding
Source: RefSeq, a predicted model, not a curated record
GCAUGGAUACAACCAACAUAAUGAAACAGAGCACAAACCGAUCUAAAGCACUCUGCCUGUGUUUGCUUCUGACAUUCCUGUUUCUGCCCAGCAACUUUGGUAACAUCUGCACUGGAUCUCAACCACAUACCAAUCCGUCUUUGGUCACGCAGCUGGAUUUAAGUCAGUGCAACAUUAGCAGCCUUCAAGAAAGUGAUUUCAAAUUACACCCCAAUUUACAGACGUUGGACCUCUCUCAUAACCUUCUAAAGCAGUUAGACUUUUCAGUGUUCCGGUUUAAUACCUUCCUAAAGCAUUUAGACAUCUCAUACAACAACCUCCGCAAUAUAAACUGUAGCUCGCUACAAUUUAUUAAAGACAUCAAACAUCUGAUUAUGGCUUACAAUAACUUUGAUGCAAGCUAUCUCUGCCAAGAAUUUGGCUACUUGACAAAGUUAGAACAUCUUGGAUUGAGCAGCAAAAGGAUUCAGAAAAAUGAUUUUGAAAACAUUGCACUCCAAGAGUUUAAGAGCAUAUUUCUAGCACUUGAAGAACUGCAAGGAUAUUAUCCUGGUAGUCUGAGGCUACUGAAAAUGGAGAAGUUACAUGUCAUAUUACCCCAACGUGUCUUCUUUUUAAUUGAAUACUUUUUGCUUGAUGUCUUUACCUCAACAACAACUCUGGAAAUCUCUCAGUUUAUAUGUAAAGAUUGCUCUUUGGAGGUGAUGUCUUUGAUUGCCAAACAGGCAAAUGUAUCAACUCUAAUUCUUAGCAAUAUUAUAAUGCCAUGGCGUUACCUGAACAUACUUCUAGAAGGUUUGUGGAAGUCCUCAGUUAAACAUCUCUUCAUCAAUGGUAUCACAAUCAUAGAAGAUUUUGAUUAUAUAUCCAUUGAUGUCUCUGAAGGUUCAAUAGAAUCUUUAUACAUUGAAAACGUUAUGGCCCUGGUGUUUGAAUUUUAUAAACACCCCUUGCUGAUUUUUUCAGAAAUGAUUGUCCACAAUUUGACUCUAUCGAAUGCAGAACUUACAUUCUUCUUUUGUCCUCAAUUUCCGAGCAUUUUCCAGUCUCUAAACUUUGCAAAUAAUGGUCUUACCGAUGGCGUUUUUCAACAAUGUAGAUCCCUUCCAGUCCUGCGGUAUCUUAACUUACACAAUAACAGACUAGAGAAGCUUCUGAGCUUAAGCUCAAUGACUUCAACUAUGAAUUCUCUGCAACAUCUAGAUGUGAGCUUUAAUACCUUGUACUAUGACCGGACUGUACAAUGUGAAUGGUCAGAAAGUCUGGUCUUCUUAAAUUUGUCCAGAAACAAGCUAACAGAGUCAGUUUUUGAAUGUCUACCGAAUAGUGUUGAAAUACUGGAUCUUUCCCGGAACCAGAUAAAAAGUAUUUCUAAAGAAAUUAAACUGUUAGCGGCAUUAAAAGAAAUAAAUCUGGCAUUAAACCAGCUUAGUAAUAUACCAGAUUGCAGGCACAUGAGUAAGACUUUAAGGGUCCUAAAUAUAGAUAAUAAUGGUAUAUUCUCUCCAUCGGGAGAGCUUUUUCAGAGCUGCCGUAAUGUAAAGAGCAUAAGUGCUCUAAACAAUAAUUUUGUUUGCAAUUGUGAAAUGCGGUCAUUUGUUAGCUCCAUGCAGGCAUUUAAAGGAGAAAUAGUAGGGUGGCCAACAUCCUAUAAUUGCGAACUUCCUGAAGAAUUUAAUGGAAUCAUUCUUAAGGACUUCCAUCUUUCUGAAGUAUCGUGUAAUUUAUACCUUUUAAUUGCCGUUGUUGUAGGUUCAGUAUUGGUUGUGGUAUUGCUCCUAGUUUUUACAUGUAAAUAUUUUGAUUUACCUUGGUAUUUGAGAAUGAUUUUCCAGUGGCUUAGAAGUAAAUAUAGGGUAAAGCAGGUUAAUGUAACAGAGAUCCAGAACAGCAAACUUUUUCAUGGCUUCAUCUCAUAUAGCCAAAAAGAUGGUGACUGGGUAAGAAACAUUUUGAGACCAAACCUUGAGAAAGAUGAUGGGUCAGUAAGAAUCUGUCUCCACGAAAGAGACUUUAUUCCAGGCCAAACAAUAGUUGAAAACAUCAUCUGCUGCAUAGAGAAAAGUUUUAAGUCUAUAUUUGUCCUUUCCCCCAAUUUCCUUCAGAGUGAAUGGUGUCAUUAUGAACUAUUUUUUGCACAGCAUUCUUUAUUUGGCAAGAAUUCUGACAACCUGAUACUCAUUUUAUUGGAACCUAUACCCCAAUAUCUUAUUCCCAACAAAUACAGCAAAUUAAAAGCACUAAUGAAGCAAAGAACUUACAUGGAGUGGCCAAAGGAGAAAGCCAAACAAGGCCUUUUUUGGGCUAACCUCAGAGGAGCAAUGGAAAUAGACCUUCCUGUUCAGGAAGGGAAGUCAUUAUAG